Molecule: messenger RNA, 204 nt
Organism: Funneliformis caledonium
Lineage: Eukaryota; Fungi; Glomeromycota; Glomeromycetes; Glomerales; Glomeraceae
Source: the annotation of a GenBank genome assembly
AUGGUUAAAGCUGAAACUGAACUUCAAUAUAUGACAAUAAGCUUUAUAUAUAAUGCAAUUACAGAAAUUACAAAUAGGAUUAUUAGUUCUAGUAAAAUAAAUCUUAAAGAAAUUGAUCUUACUAAUCCUAUAAUAAUCUUUAAUAAUGAUAUUAGUAUUAAAAAUCCAGAUGAUGAUGAUAAAAUUGAUGAUCAUCUAAAGUGA